Messenger RNA from Chiloscyllium plagiosum (whitespotted bambooshark), 1892 nucleotides. RefSeq names its product tumor necrosis factor ligand superfamily member 14-like. Lineage: Eukaryota; Metazoa; Chordata; Chondrichthyes; Orectolobiformes; Hemiscylliidae. Gene Ontology annotation, cellular component: membrane. Gene Ontology annotation, biological process: immune response. The record is from RefSeq and is a predicted model, not a curated record. Gene Ontology annotation, molecular function: tumor necrosis factor receptor binding.
GGGACAGGCGGUGCUCUUAAUUGAUGAAUGUGCUUGGCAUCACUUUGCUUUUAAAUCCAAAUUUACCAGAAAGUUCUUUCCUUGACUGAUUUUUUUUGUACUCGACGCCCCAAAAAUGGGGGACAGCUAUGUUUAUCCUUCAGUUUUUGUAGUGGACGGACAGACAGACACUGUCCCUUUUGCAACCUCAACUAAACGGAAAAAUUUGACUUUCACACACAAGUUUCUUCUGAUGCUUGUUCUUCUGGCUCUGAUUGGAGAUGGACUUGGAGCAUUUUAUCUUUGGAGACUGCGAUCUGAUGUUCAGGAAUUCAGCUCUAUGUUCUUAGCUACCAAGAACACUUCUCUUAUGGUUGGAAGUAUCCAAGAUAUGAUCUUCCAAGAUUCAAAAAAGCCCGCAGCACAUGUUACUGGAUGUAACCUCAGUGCCUCAGGAUAUGGCCGACUACAAUGGGAACACAACAAAGGGAUUGCCUUCUUACGUGGAAUUGACUAUAAGGAAGGAGCAUUGGUGAUUAAAAAAUCUGGACAUUACUUCAUUUACUCAAAGAUCCUAUUAGGUGAAAUAGGAUGUGAUGUUGAAAGAAAUGGGUUUCUGAAGCAGAUAGUUUUCAAAGAAGGAGACGCCUACCCACAACCUAUUGAAUUAAUGGCUGUUCGGAAAUUCUUCUGCACAGGACAGAAUUCAGACCGGUGGCUGGACAAUAGCUACCUGGGGGCAAUAUUUGAUUUUAAUGAAGGAGAUCAUGUGUUCAUUAAAAUAACAGAUAAAAGACUUCUGAAAAUCUCCAACCAUGCAGAAACAUUCUUUGGCGCUUUUAUGAUUUAAACUAUUUGUCAGACUCUCUAUUAAUUUGUCUCAGUCAGUAAGUGAAUGUGCUGAAGUGAAGGUUAAGUGUACUUCAUAAUAAUCAAUGAAGCGUGUAAUUUUUUUUCUUUUACAAUGGAAGCAUUUCCUCUGAGAUAUGGCCAGAAUCAUGUUGUAACACAAUUGUUUUGGCAGUGCAAGUGGAGGUGUGUCUAGGCUGAGAUGCUAGGCAGAAGCAGCAAUGCAGCAGCCAUCUAACUGCAUCUUCAUGGCUGAGGGGCCUGGGCAGUCGCAUGGUGAGGACACAGGAAGUUGGCAAUCUGCUAGGGCAGAUGGACUGGCAUCCAUUCCCUGCAAUCUGUCUGUUCUAUCAUCCACAUCCCACCCCAACCUCCCCCAAUCAUGUUCUACUUUCUAUUUGUACAUAUUGACUUUCCCAGUGCGGAUCAGCCUCCUCCUGUGCCCCCAAGAAGCCCUCAUAAAUCUGCUACAAUCCACUCUCCCUCUAGUCCCUCAAUCCCCAUUGAACAGCCAACAGCCAUUCUCAAUGCAUCAAUACCCCCUCUCUCACAGACCAGCAAAGCUGCCUUUGGAAGAAAAGCAGCACCCAAGUGAAAUCUACCAAGGAAGACUACCUCAUCUGCUGCUGUUACAUUUAACCAGUCAUGAAUCUGAAGCCAUGUGCUUUUCUUUUGCUGCAGUUAAUUGCUGAGGUGCCAUUUUACCAGCCAAAAUGAUGUUUCAAUGAGUUUGCAUGGCAGCUAGUACGUAACAAAUAGGUUCUUGCCACUUGCCGUAGAGAAGUUUGAUCACCCUUCAACUGCAAUGUCACUUCCCUUCUUUCAUCUCGCUGUCAGAAAGUUGAUAUUACAACUCCCUUACAAUUAGUUAUGCCUAUUUGCAUCAUUUCAAACUGCCAGUAGCAGAUGCCACUAAGGCUUAUAAAAAUCAUAUGUAAAAAUAUGCCGCUUGUAUGUGCUACCAUUAUGUCUGGAAUGUGUCCCUGCUGACUGUUCAUCCUGUCACAGUAAAUGGAUACAUGCCCAUUUACUAUUCAGCAAUUUUUUUAUAAACCUUUAUUUAU